Rubroshorea leprosula is the source of this 1052-nucleotide messenger RNA. The record is from the annotation of a GenBank genome assembly. Lineage: Eukaryota; Viridiplantae; Streptophyta; Magnoliopsida; Malvales; Dipterocarpaceae.
ACUCUUGCUCUUCGACAAAAAUCGAACCCUGAGGCCUGAGCUCCGGCGAGAGCAGGAAAAGCUGUGAUUCCUACAUCUCUCGAUAAUUUGCAGUCGGUUGCCAUGGAAACCCUGAGCUCCGUCGCGACCAUCAUCUCUUCAUCUCGAUCCUUGUUCUCUCCCAAGCUAAAAGACGCGCAAGCAAAAGUCCUCCGUUUCCACACCUCCUCCAAAAGUUGCAUACACGUUUCCUUUUACGAUUUGUAAUCUGAUUUCCCUUUUUUCAUUUCUCCUUUGGUUGUUAAUUUGACAUGAUUCUCUACUUUAUUCCAGAGAGCGGCGACGAUUCCGAUCUUCAAUCUGAUUCCAACAGCUCCAGCAUCGUCCCUUUCUACGGCAAUAGAACUUUCUCGAAGGAUGAUGCUAUGGGGUUGGUUCUUAGCGCGGCGUCGGUGAGAGGCUGGACGACGGGUUCAGGGAUGGAGGGGCCGUCCGUGCCCGCUGGAGUGGAUGACGGUUCUAAUACGGAGAGGAUCUCUACCUUACCGUGGUCUCUCUUCACCAAGUCGCCGCGCAGACGCAUGCGCGUCGCCUUUACUUGCAACGUUUGCGGUCAAAGGACCACUCGUGCCAUUAAUCCGCACGCCUAUACAGACGGCACUGUAUUCGUCCAGUGCUGUGGAUGCAAUAUAUUUCACAAGCUUGUGGAUAAUUUAAACCUGUUUCAUGAGAUGAAAUGCUAUGUGACCCCGACCUUCAAUUACAGAGGUGAUCCGAAUUGGAAUGUUGGGUUCAAGUUCUUUGAGGAGAAUGAUGAUGAUGGUAAGGAGUUUCCCAUGUGAAAGAGAUAAGCAAUCACCUGGCACUGUAUAUAUUCAUUUUCAUAUCUGGGAAACUGAUUCACUCCUUGUAUAUACACUUUGUAGUUAUUGGUUUAUCUUGUGUAAUGUAGGUUUUGCAGCUAAUAAGUCAUUUGGUUCUUCUUAGCUAAACAUUGUAUUGCAGGCUUAAAUUAUCAUUUAAUGGAAAACAUAGAAUUGAUCCCCUCUUUUUAAUAAUCUAUGAAUCUUUAC